AUGCCGCUAGUGCCGCAGGACGUAAGAGGAGUGAGUACCCGUGCUAUGUCAGAAGCGCAGCGUGUGAGGGAAGAGGGUGCUGCAGCUCAGACCAGCGAUGCAGAAGCCAAGCCUGUGCAGAUGGAUCUUCUGCUACAGCUGCGGCAAAUGAUGGCAGAACAGCUGCGUGAGCUGAAAGAAGAUCAAGCGCGCCGCCAAGAAGAGCAAGCACGCUGUCAGGCAGAACAGCUGCGGGAGCUGAAAGAAGAUCAAGCGCGCCGCCAAGAAGAGCAAGCGCGCCGCCAAGAAGAGCAAGCGCGCCGCCAAGAAGAGCAAGCACGCUGUCAGUCAGAACAGCUGCGGGAGCUGAAAGAAGAUCAAGCUCGUCGCCAAGAGGAGCAUGCGCGUCGCUUGGAAGACAUGCAUAAAGAUUUCACGAAGGGACUGCAAAAGGCUGUCGAACGGGUACAAGAAGUGGAGGAAGGUUUAGGCAAGUUGGAACAUCGCGUCAUGGCGAUAGAGGAGAGAGUGGAAGAAGAGAUCUCCAAAAUCAAGCAGGAAGUGACAAGCCCAAGCCCUUUGAAGAGCCGAAGCCGUCUUGCAGCCGUUUUUGACGCCCCAAAUGCGGCCUCAAGCGCAACGAAAGGGCUGAAGAUUCCCCAUUACGACGGAACAACAUCCUGGACCGCGUUCAAGCUACAGUUUGAGACACUUAUGGAGGCUUAUGGUUGGACUCAGAAGGAAGCACAGUCAGCCCUCACCCUGGCCCUCCGUGAUCAAGCGCUCUCGGUACUGGAAGCUAUCGGCGCAAGUGGGGAUCUCAGCUUUAGUACCCUCCUCGACGCACUUGAGGCACGUUUUGGAGACAGCCACCUCGAGCACGUGUACAGAGCGCAAUUAAAAGAGCGUACUCAGCGUGCUAAUGAGAGUCUACAGCAAUGGUCCGUGGAAAUCGAGAAACUUGUGCGUCGAGCUUUUCGGUCGACUCCAUCAAUGAUUGAAGGCACGCUUCUCCAAGCAUUCAUUGACGGUGUUCGGGACCCCGAAGUACGAGCUGCUGUUCAUCUGGGCCAUCACAAGAACAUGAAAGAAGCUCUGGCCCAUGCAUUGGAAGUGGAAGCCGUGCGUGGUAACUCCCGUACCUUACGUCUGCGGGAAAUGACGACAACGGAGCAGGUACCUCCACGCCGUCGGAACUUCAUGUGCUAUGGAUGCGGAGAGCGUGGGCACAUGCGGAGCGACUGCCCGAAGAAGGUGAACCGCCAGGACGCGGCGGUCUCAACUUCUGACCAGCAGGGAAACUAA
Molecule: messenger RNA, 1284 nt
Organism: Spodoptera exigua (beet armyworm)
Lineage: Eukaryota; Metazoa; Arthropoda; Insecta; Lepidoptera; Noctuidae
Source: the annotation of a GenBank genome assembly